Schistosoma curassoni is the source of this 1188-nucleotide messenger RNA. The record is from the annotation of a GenBank genome assembly. NCBI's taxonomy places the organism in Eukaryota, Metazoa, Platyhelminthes, Trematoda, Strigeidida, Schistosomatidae.
CUGUCGAAGAAAAAAGAGCUCUAGAAAUAGUUAGUAGUUCUUUUAGACUGGAGGGUGGCCAUUUCCAAGUUGGUCUACCGUGAAAGUAUGACAAGCCAAGGCUACCGAAUAACUUGGAACUAGCUGAACGCAGACUAGUGUUUAAGGAAGAGGUUUGUGAAAGAUAAUAGUCUUCUGGAGAAAUAUCAAGUUGUGGUGAAUAAACAUUUGAGUAAGGGCUAUAUCAUUGAAACUAGUAAGGAGGGAUUUGACCGUGAUGCUGUUUGUUCGUAUGUUCUCCAUCAUCUUGUUAUCAACCCUAAAAAGCCUGGGAAACUGAGAAUUGUUUUUGAUUGUGCAGCUGUCUAUCAAGGUUGUUCUCCUAAUGGUCAGCUUUUGAGAGGACUAAGUACUGUAAAUAGUUUAAUUGGUGUACUUCUACGAUUCAGAUUAGGUAACGUAGCAUUAGCCGCUGAUACCGAAAAGAUGUUUCUUCAAGUAAAGGUCUCGAGACAAGAUAGGGGAGCGUUUCGUCUAUUGUGGUGGGAAGACGGUGAUAUAAGACGGCAGGUUACGGAGUAUUGUUUAACAGUUCGUCCGUUUGGAGCCGUGUCCUCUCCUUUUUGUGCUAAUUUCGCUCUUAGGAAAACGGUAGAUACAUUCGGUAAGAAAUUGAAUAAAGAUGUCCAGGUAGUCGUAGAUAAGAGUUUCUAUUUCGACGACUAUUUAGCCUCCAUCGAUAAUGUGCAGGAUGCAAUUGAGCUAGCAAAAACCCUUGGUUUGCUCCUCGGAAAAGGUGGGUUCGGACUUACCAAGUGGAUAAGUAACUGUUUACAAGUUCUCGAAUCAAUUCAUCCAGAAGAGAGAGCAGAAGCCGUAAGAGGGAUUGACUUUGAAAGACUUCCUACGGAACGCAUGUUGGGAUUAUUUUGGAAUACUAUGGUUGAUUCGUUUGAAUUUGAAGUUCGCAUACCGAAACGCCCCCUCACUAGGCGAGGUAUGUUAUCGAGUGUAGCCUAACCUUACGACCCCUUGGGAUUGUUAGCACCGUUUAUACUUCCCAUGAAGCAGUUACUUCAACGUUUAGGUAAAUUGGGACUAGGAUGGGACAAAGAGAUUCCAAAUGAGGAAGGCAAACGCUGGUUGGAUGUUUUAACUGAAUUUCAGAGGGUUGAGAACGUUAGUUUUCCACGUUGUGUAUUGUUUUCG